Molecule: messenger RNA, 1617 nt
Organism: Myxozyma melibiosi
Lineage: Eukaryota; Fungi; Ascomycota; Lipomycetes; Lipomycetales; Lipomycetaceae
Exons: 2
Coding region: 98-1543 (481 amino acids)
Source: RefSeq, a predicted model, not a curated record
UAGGGACAAGAGAGACUCCGUCGGCACUAUCUCCCAUGACUCUCCAGUCGCUGUCACAGACAGACACCAAACCAAUGCGUUGGCUGAUCUAAGUGCAAUGCCUCACACUGAUGUUGGAUGUAGCAGUACGAGUUCGGAGCUUGUCAGAUCCUUCAAAUCAUUUGCGCUUGCGUCGCUUGCGCUCGGUGACUGCGAUGAUGAUAUCUUUGAUCGGAAAACUAGUCUUGCUGGUGUAGACAAAGACCACAGAGAUGACUCAAGCACAAAAACUAAACAAGCGUGGGAAUGGGAUCUUCUACCCCCGCUGCCGGAGUUCGAGCCGAUUGAUCUUGACAAUGCUGCUAACAAAGACUCGACUGAGGUGGAGCUUACACACAGAAGCAAUAUCAGCAGAGUCAGCAGCAAAAGCACGCUACCCACACCACCGAUAGCAUACCACGAGGACGCGGAAAACAUCACCCCGCGUACGGCAACAAGAACAAAAGCACUGACAGUUCGUCGGCAGCUAAACACAAACUUUGCUCCAGUAAGGGAGGAUUAUAACUCGACAUAUGGUCAGAUGAGAUUGCAGGAGCAGACAGCGGAUCAGACAGAAUACAGAAGUUUACUGGCUGACGGGGCAUUGCUCUUGCAGUCUUCGGAUCUGAGUACCUCGGUGCUGAAUAACUGGUACGAGGUCACAGCAGAAUUGAACCGCCGACUUGGAAGUGAUGAGGAACCGCUUCUGCAUCCCUUACGGGAAAAUACGGCAACGCCGGCGUCAGCAUGGACAAUCGAUAGCGAGGAGUUCGAGGAUGCUGGAGAAGGACUGACAGAGGAUGAAGACUUUGUACAGUUCUGGCUCGAUAACCGUUUAAAUGAGGAGGGGCGGGAACCGGAUACUCUCACUCCGCUUGCCAGUUCCUCUUCCGAAGACACCUUCUCCAAACGACGACUGAACCGGUCUAGUGGCACUAAAGAAACAUCCAUCGUACCAGCUAUGUCAACUAUGACCGCCAAAAUGGCGAACCGGAGUCAGACGGCGUCUAGCGAUGGCAACGAUGACUCGGCACUCAGAAUCACUCUUGCCUCGGAUCCGGCGUCUACAACUGCGUUGGCACCAGCAUCGACAGUCAGACCUCAGUUGCGCCAUGUAACUCCCAUCCGAAACGGUGAUGAGAAUGACAGUGUCGAUGAAUGUGAUUCUUUGACCUUCUUUCCAACAGUUUCCAACGCUCCAGUUGACUAUGACCUUGAGUCUGCUCGGAGUCAUAGGAAGUGGUGGGGCCGACUGCCGACACGGACUCAAUAUAGAUCAAGAGUGCCAUUCACCAGCAAGCGAUCCCAUACAGCGAAAUCCACGCUCGGCAACGUAUCACCAAGCAAUCCCGGCAUGACAGCUCAUCAAGCUAAAACCAGCACUCGAAAGGUGCUUUCUAGUAGCGAAGAUUAUCGCAGAAGAUAUGCGGCCACUAGGGCGAGGAUACGGGCAGAGCGCGACGAGCGUAGGAAUCAAUCAAGAUUUGCGAGCUUGCUCCGGCGUAUGAGCUUGAGGACCAACUAAGGGUAGCUCUUCCUGCUGGCUCUGAUAAUUUUAUUUGUCUGUAAACCGUUUUUUAAAACUAUUUCUUGCUAAUG